Molecule: messenger RNA, 734 nt
Organism: Rhipicephalus sanguineus (brown dog tick)
Lineage: Eukaryota; Metazoa; Arthropoda; Arachnida; Ixodida; Ixodidae
Exons: 4
Coding region: 190-642 (150 amino acids)
Source: RefSeq, a predicted model, not a curated record
UUUUAAUGGGAGAGAGCGUUUGAUAGAGACAGGCAGCCGCUUCAUGGGACGAUGCACGGGAAAGCGACAGCGCGCUGCUGCGCCCCCGUUCGACUAUCGGCGAUAAGCCCAGGUAUAUGAGAGCGCGCCGGCCUCUUCUGCCAGGUUUUGUUUCACAUACGGACGCCGGUAGACAACGAACUGUUCAGGAUGCGUCGGUACUCUAUCACAUUCCUGCCUCUUCUACUAAUGAGUGCGUGCGGAGCGCAGCAGCUCCUCACACUGGAAGAAUGCAAAGAUGAAAAGAGCCCUGGCUUCAAGAACGUCACCAUUUCUCCUUGCGACAAAGAUCCAUGCGUGAUCAAGACUGGCGACAAAUACAACGUCACUUUUUACGCGGAGGCGACUGACGACGCAGACUACCUGAUGGUGACCACGCUGGACCAGCAGCACACCGACACGACCAACGUUCAGUCUGCGCACUCGAUAAGCUGUCACUUCCUCGACAUCCCUUGCAACGUGACCAAGGGAGAGGUGUUCCGAGGAUCGGUGACACUCAGAAUACUCAGUGCAUUCGUUCCCGGCAACGUGACCUAUGAGCUUGAAGUAGGCAACGACAAGGCAACUUUCGCAUGCGGAGUCACCAAGCUGAUCGUCGAAUGAACGUGCUGAAGACGAGUCGCUCGGUAAAGAAAAAAAAAAAACACGCAAAAUGAGUCUGCCGUGCUUACAGGAAUUGGCUGCUGCAAGACUUU